CCCAGUAACAUCCCAACAAGAAGAAGCAAACCAUUAAUGGCUUCUCAAUCCACCUUGUAUCUCCAUUACUGCUCUCCGUCUCUUUCUUCUUUUCCUUCCUCAUCCCACCAUGUCUUGUUUUCUUCCUCCAUCAUUAAUCCCUCUAACCACUCCUUUCCUGGGGUGGUUUCGGCGCCGUUGAAGGCUAAAGUCAUCGUUUCACAGAAAAACUCUGGUUUCAGAGCAAAAAGCACCAGCAGCAUUUCAGAGCCCAAAACUUCAUCAGAACUUCUACGGCUGGAAGGCUUGACACUUACGAAAUUCGAUUGGAAUAAUGGGAUUCAUGAUGAGCUUAACCAAGAAGAUGAAGAAGCUUUGGAGAGCUGUGCGAUGAAUGAUGAGGUGAUCAGAGAGAGAGUGGAAGCAGUGAGAAAGAGGUUAGAGUCAGAUGAAGGAGAGCAGAGCAUAUCGGCGUCAGCUUAUCACACAGCAUUGAUGGCUCUGGUGGAAGAUGUGAAUGGAAGUGGGGCCCCUCAGUUCCCAGAAUCGCUUCAAUGGAUAAUAGACAAUCAGCUUCCAGACGGAUCCUGGGGAGAUGCAGACAUAUUUGUGGCAUAUGAUAGGCUUCUCUGUACCUUAGCUUCUGUUAUUGCCUUGACACACUACAAUGUUCAUCCUCACAAGGCCCGCAAAGGGCUAGAAUUUUUCAAAAAGAAUGUGAAGUGUCUGGAAACAGAAAACAGAGAGCACAUGACAUGUGGGUUCGAAGUGAUUCUGCCAACACUUCUCCAAUGGGCAAAAACUUUAAACGUCGAUUUGCCUGAUGACUUCCCUGCCCUCCAAGAAAUAUUUGCAAGGAGAGACGCCAAGCUCAAAAGGAUACCAAUGGAGGCUUUGCAUAGUGUGCCAACAACAUUGCUAUUCAGCUUGGAAGCAAUACCAGGGCUUCAAUGGAAAAAGCUUCGGAGAGUGAGAAGCAAAGAUGGCUCUUACUUGUUCUGUCCCUCUUCCACUGCUUUUGCUUUCACCCAAAGUAAAGACCCACACUGCCUCAAUUACUUGAACAAUGUGGCUCACAACUUUAUUAAUGGUGGAGUCCCAGAUUUCUAUCCCGUGGAAUUUUUUGAACAAUUAUGGAUUGUUGAUCGUUUGGAGCGCUUGGGAAUCGCAAGGUAUUUCCAGCCAAAGAUUAAAGAGAUCUUGGAUUAUGUUCACAGAAAUUGGAACGAGAGAGGAAUUGGAUGGACCAAAGAUUCAGAGUUGCCAGAUCUUGAUGAUACAUCCAUGGGAUUCAGACUAUUAAGAUUAAACGGCUAUGAUGUUUCUGCUGAUGUAUUCAAGACAUUUGAGAAAGACGGAGAGUUCUGCUGCUUGCCUGGACAAACAGACGAAGGAGCAACAGUGAUGUUUAAUUUUUACAGAGCAACUCAAGUUCAAUUCCCAGGAGAGACUAUUCUUGAUGAAGGCAACAACUUUGCCACCAAUUUCUUGUCUGAAAAACGAGCUGCUAAUCAGAUUCUUGAUAAAUGGAUCAUAGCCAAAGAUCUACCUGGCGAGGUGAGUUAUGCAUUGGAUUUGCCAUGGUAUGCAAGCUUGCCUCGAGUAGAGACUAGGUUUUACUUGGAUCAAUACGGUGGUGGAGAUGAUGUUUGGAUCUCCAAAACCCUUUACAGGCUGCACAAAGUCAGCAAUGAUGAUAAUCUAGAACUUGGAAAACUAGAUUUUAACAAGUGCCAAGAGUUGCAUCGCAGAGAAUGGAAAAGGGUUCAAAAAUGGCACUCAGAAUGUGGGCUAGGAGAGUUAGGAUUGAGCAGAGACAAGCUUCUUGUGGAUUACUUUUUGGCAGCAGCAAACAUUUUUGAGCCUGAGAGAUCUCAAGAACGACUUACUUGGGUCAAAACUCUUGCUCUCGUUGAAACUAUUACAUCCAAAUAUCAUGACCAAGACCAAAGAAAAGCCUUUGUGUCUGAAUUCUAUAACACCAGUUCUUCCUUAUAUCAACCAUGGAUGAAUAAAGACAGAAGCAGCAGGGAGAGGCUAUUGGGGACUUUACUAGAAACUUUGCAUUCCUUCUCUCUGAGCUCACCUUCUGGUAGUUUUGAUAUUCUUCAAGAUGCAUGGAAAAAGUGGCUGUUAGGAUGGCAAAAGGAAGGAGAUAAGUGGGAUGGAGAAGCAGAGCUGUUGGUGAACAUGAUUAAUAUUAACGGAGGCCACCAACUUUUUGGUGACUUACAGCUCAAUCCUCUAUACCAGAGACUGGUCCAAGUCUCUAAUCAACUUUGCCAUCUAUUACGUUCUCUCCAAAGCACCAAGGAAAACAAUAACAAUGGAAGCUAUAGGGUCAAACUAGAAAUAGGGCAGAAAAUGCAAGAGCUGGUGCAUCUGGCGCUGUCUUCUAAUGGCAUGGAUCUGAAUAUGAAGAAGACAUUCCUCACAGUGAUCAAGAGUUUUUACUAUGCUGCUCACACUGAUCCACACACUGUCAAGUCUCACAUUGAAAAAGUCCUCUUUGAGAGAGUCAUGUAACAUAUCUGUAAACAGGGCUAAAAAGACAAGAAUGCCCUUAGUUUUCAUGUUAUAGGUUUGCAUAUUUACCACUAGACUUUCACUAAUUCUCAAGUAGAGGUUCACAUAUUCACAAAUAUAGCUUCAAAUAUUUAGAAUUGUAUGUUCGCACACAAGUUCAGGUUCACAAUUAGUAAAUAUAUGAACCUAUAUUUGUGAAUUAAUGAACACUUGGUAGUAAAUAUGUGAACAUACAUUUAUACCAAAGGUAUUUUCAUCUUUUCA
Prosopis cineraria is the source of this 2769-nucleotide messenger RNA. RefSeq names its product ent-copalyl diphosphate synthase 5-like. Gene Ontology annotation, cellular component: chloroplast. Bases 37 to 2505 code for a protein of 822 amino acids. The transcript has 14 exons. Gene Ontology annotation, molecular function: terpene synthase activity; magnesium ion binding. NCBI's taxonomy places the organism in Eukaryota, Viridiplantae, Streptophyta, Magnoliopsida, Fabales, Fabaceae. The record is from RefSeq and is a predicted model, not a curated record. Gene Ontology annotation, biological process: gibberellin biosynthetic process.